AUGAAAUUCUUGAAAAGUUGUCGGUCUUUAAUAAAGAAACUAGAAAGAAAUACGCACAAGCAGAACGCGUUUAUAAUUUCAUCCGUCAGAUAUUUCAACACAGAUUCCACAGAAAAGAAAUACAUUCCCAGGAGAAGUUUAAUGUAUAUUCCUGGUCAUGAUAUAAAGAAACUACAGAAAGUACCAAAGCUGAAUACUGAUUGUGCCGUUCUGGAGUGUGAAGAUGGUGUAGCUUUAAAUAUGAAGGCCCAGGCCAGAGAAAACGUAUGUAAAGUGUUAGAUACAAUGGAGUUUGGUAUUACAGAUAUAGCUGUAAGAAUAAAUUCUGUCUCGAGUGGUCUUUAUCAGGAUGAUCUAAAUGUUAUUCUUUCUGCUACAAACCUCCCACAAACUAUCCUUUUACCUAAAGUUGACUAUGUUGAAGAACUGCAAAUGUUUACAAAUCAAUUUCAAGCCGUGCUAAAAGAUAAGAAUAUUAAAAACUAUCAACCUUAUUUGAUAACGUAUGUUGAGAGUGCAAUUGGUAUAAUGAAUCUAAGAGACACCUUGAACGCAGCUACACAACACACCAAGGAAGGGAUUUACCACAUUGAUGGCGUUGUGUUUGGUUCAGAUGACUUUUGUGCAGAUAUAGGUGCAACUAGAAGUUCUGAAGGAUCUGAAAUCAUGUUCGCAAGGCAACAGGUAGUAAUGACAGCCAAAGCUUACAAAUUACAAGCUAUUGAUAUGGUAUCUAUAGAUCUUAAAGAUAUGGAAUCAUUAAAGAGACAGUCGUUAGAAGGAGCUCGAAUGGGGUAUACUGGAAAACAGAUUAUACAUCCCAAUCAAGUGCCAGUGGUAAAUGAAGCUUUCACGCCAAGUACAGAUAAAAUAGAAUGGGCAACAGAACUAAUACAGGCUUUUGAACAUCAUCAAGAAACGGGAAAGGGAGCAUUUACUUUUCAAGGUCAUAUGAUUGAUAUGCCGUUAUUACUGCAGGCGAAAAAUAUCUUGCAACUAGUAAGGAUCUUACAAAGAUCAACCUAUAAAUAG
Molecule: messenger RNA, 1032 nt
Organism: Lottia gigantea (owl limpet)
Lineage: Eukaryota; Metazoa; Mollusca; Gastropoda; Lottiidae
Exons: 6
Coding region: 1-1032 (343 amino acids)
Biological process (GO): regulation of cobalamin catabolic process
Molecular function (GO): (S)-citramalyl-CoA lyase activity
Source: RefSeq, a predicted model, not a curated record